Molecule: messenger RNA, 1182 nt
Organism: Spinacia oleracea (spinach)
Lineage: Eukaryota; Viridiplantae; Streptophyta; Magnoliopsida; Caryophyllales; Amaranthaceae
Product: PLASTID TRANSCRIPTIONALLY ACTIVE protein 6, chloroplastic
Exons: 6
Coding region: 73-1047 (324 amino acids)
Cellular component (GO): plastid-encoded plastid RNA polymerase complex
Source: RefSeq, a predicted model, not a curated record
AUAAUUUUGACUCCUCAGUCGUCACUCUUUCCACUAUCCCCUCCUAAAACCUCCCAUUUUUUCUCUCCUACCAUGACCUCCACCUUCCUCCUUCUCCCCACUCAACUCCUCCCUCCAAAACCCCCAUUCCUCCCAUUCUGUACUCUCUCUCCUCCACCCACCACCACUACCACCCUCUCUCUCCUCCGCCCACCACCCCUCUUCACCUCCCUCAAAUCAAGAGACUUCCGUGUCUUCUCCGACGACGGCGACGGCGAUGGUGAAUAUGAAAUGGACGACGAGGAGGCGGAGGAAGUCGACAACAAGAAAGAUUUCGAUGUUGAAUAUGAGCCACUUGGGGUUGUUUCUUCUGCUGGGAUGAGUGCGGAUGAGGUUAUUCAGGUCAUUCAGAGUAAGAAUUUUGUGUCUACUCAAGGGUGGAACUCUGAGUUAGUGGUUGAUUAUCGGAUUAAUGAAGAUGAGUUUCAUAAGAUUUGCUUGUUUGAUUGUGAUUUCUUUAUUCGGAAACCUCCUGACCCUGAUAAUGAUGUCUAUGAUUUCAGAGAGAUGUAUGUUACACCACCAGAUACAGAUGUUUAUGCAAUUCCCAAGGUUUUGGCUCCAAUGCCUGAUAAGUACAUUCGAUGUGCAAAGACUGAUUAUGGAUGGUACAAUGUGACUGAACCACCUAUUGAUGCCCCUCGAGACCCAAUGUAUAAAUCAGAACGAGAAGUUUCCAAGGUUUUCCUGACAAAGCAUUACAGAAAUCGAAGAUUGAACGACCCAGAAUUUGUUUUAGAUUUUGAGGAGAUAUAUGUUAUUGAUUCAAGAACAAAGUCUGUUACUCGCGCAAGAGUUCUGGUCACAGUGCCAGAAGGAAGAAACAGGGACAGAAAGGGUGACUUGCUUGUCAUUCGUGAUAAUGGCAAUUCCUUCAAGAUAACUCAUGCAAGUAAAAGAGAUGAUCCAACCACUGUAAUAGAACGCGAAGAGUGGACAAGAACUAGGCAAGAUAUGGAGAGACAUUUGAGGAAGCUCCGUGAUUUCAGCAUAUCGAAUUGGAUUUAGAAGGAAUGAUAUGUAACUCUCCUUUGUAAUCACUAAUGUAAUGUACAUUGCUUGUUAUUUAUAAUAGAAAUUUAAUUUAACAGUCAAGUUGUCAUGUUAUAGUUCCAAAUUGGAAUUACAGUCAAUCCGGGAAAA